Molecule: messenger RNA, 1094 nt
Organism: Rhipicephalus microplus (southern cattle tick)
Lineage: Eukaryota; Metazoa; Arthropoda; Arachnida; Ixodida; Ixodidae
Source: RefSeq, a predicted model, not a curated record
GCGAAGCGGAUCGAAGCGACGCGCUUUCGGAUACGCAGGCUCGAGUUGAAGCGGCGAUGCGCGUCAGGUGAAGUGGGUAGUGCAAGUGCCCGUACGCACCGCAACCUUUUUUUGCGGCCUGGUUGUUUUGUGUUCACCGAGUGCGUUCAGCAAGAAGCCUGCAAGGAGCAGCAUGUGGUUCCGGCGACCGUCGAGAGCGCUGUGCCCUUUGCGGGCGGCGGCCACCUGUUCCACGGCGCCGGCCGUCGUCUUUUGAUGCGAGGCCUCGACAAACUCGGUAACAAAGGUUUGGGAAUGUGCCAGAUCGUCAACAGUCGGGGAUUAGGAGGAGACCAAAAGCCAAAGCGAACGCGUUCUUCGAUGGAUGGCGCGAGCGGGUCCAACUGGACGGCCGUCCAGGAAGCCAGUGACCCAUUGCCGUCGGACGCGGUGACGGCGUCGGACGGCUUUUCGAGCAGCUCGACGCCGUCGCCGUACCUGUACCACGCCGGUCGUGCGCUCUACACCACGUCCACGCUGACGCCCGAAGCGGCCCGGUCUCAGUACUACGCCGCCUACGACCCCAUGACGGGACUUCGCAUUGCGGCAACCCUGGGCGCCAUCAUCACGCUCUUCACGUUGUUCCUCAUCUACAAGAGCAAGUGCCGGCCCGCCAAGCCCACACAGCCCCAGGAGGGCGUCUAGCGAAUGGGGGCUGCCCAUGAGCUCCUCAUUCCGACCCCACAUGCACGCAGAGGCACAGUCGUAACGUACCGGGUCCCUACAGUGUUCCCUGCGCUUAUGAACCACGUAUGGCGAGAGCUAACUUCCGUAAGCCUAAUAGGCCCCGUCGUACGUCUCGAGCGGUAUGCUGCACCUUGGUCACACGAGAACAGUCUGGAGACACAUGGUGAAUCCAGAGUUUAGCUAAAGCAUGCUGCAGAUUUAUACGUAAUUUGGGUGCCUCAGUUUUUUUUUACAUUGCUUAAAAGUUUUCCUGAGCAUUUAACGAGGCUUCUUUUUAUGGCAGGUAUUACAUCAAUAAAGAGGACGCUCUGCUCACUAAACUCAUAAGCACGCUCAUGCGCCGACCGUUUUCCGGCGGUAAUAAUUCG